Molecule: messenger RNA, 11292 nt
Organism: Schistosoma curassoni
Lineage: Eukaryota; Metazoa; Platyhelminthes; Trematoda; Strigeidida; Schistosomatidae
Source: the annotation of a GenBank genome assembly
AAUUCAGGUUUCCGAUUUCGCGUCCGCUGGACGUACGUUGGUGUGUCAACCAUUUUCGUGUAUUAUUUCGAAAUUAUUCAUGCUUAAGGUUCAUUUGCAUGAGAUUUCAUGUUUACUCAGAGAAGUAAUGAUAUGUUUAUGCCAGUCUGCGAAAUCGAAUACAUAUUUCCUCAUAAUUUAAUGUUCUAACGCUUUCCAAACAAGGAGGAUGGUGUAAUGCUACAAUUAUUUUAAAAUCAUCAUCUGAUCAUAUGCUGUAUGGUAUUUCAAGAAAAUUGGUCUUAGUGUUUCUUGUUUUUACGGAAUUUGUUGUACAUGUCUUAAAUCUAACGGUUAGUCAUAAUGCAUCGAUCCCGGCUACAACUGAAUCAAAGAAUUUGCGUGUGCUCUACCGUUUUUACAAGCCUGAUAAUCUUGAUUUUGUGUAUGUCGCAAGUGUGAAUUCAAUUAGACAAUUCAGUGUCGAUAAACUACAGCUUGUUGCAGAACGUAUUACUGGUCCACGUAACUUCUCCAUCUAUUGUCUAUCGAAUGGUGAUAGCUGUGAAAAGUGUAUGCAUAUAGAUCGGUCAUCGUUUCCCUUCGGUUAUGGUGCUGAUUUCUGUCUCCCCCAUCCAACUAACAAUUAUGUCAAAGCAUGGGGUACUUCAGGUUUUCCAGGCCCUGAAAUACAUAGUUUCAACUACUCUGAGUGGGAUCAUGAAUCUCAUUUCGUAAAUGAUGACAGAAUAACCUUCGAAGAUGGCUUAUAUGUAUGCAAUACUGUCUUUCAUGGAUACUGUGAAAGGCUAGGUUUGAUAAAUGUCAGUCAAGAAUCCCCAUGGUCAAUCGGUACAAGAAAUCCACUGGUAGACAAGAAAAGUAAAAACCCACAAGAAAUACCAGUUGUUGGAUCUCUUCCCUAUACACAUUCUGUCCUAGUUGUUGGUUCAGAAUAUAUUUAUGUGGGCACAGAGCCUGAUGGACUCCAAGAACACACGCUCAUUACAUUUGAUCCACUAACUGUGCGACUAAAGAACUUUCACUUAUGUAGUACUCAACCUAGCUUUGAAAGCAGAGCGCAGUUGUCAACAAAUCCGAGCUUACGGAUACAAUACAAAUCUGCUUUCCGAUACAGAUCAAUGUCAACUAAUUUGGAGUCCCAAGAUCAGCUGUUUAGACCUGCUUAUGUAUAUUUCGUUCUUCAGCAGCCUGAAAGUUCACCUUUUUUCCGGUGGCAAUCACGAAUAGCUCGAGUGUGUGACGGAGAUAAGUUUAUUUCCUCUUACGUUGAACUGAAUAUAGCAUGUUUUGAGUGUAUAUUUGAAGAUGAUGAAAAAAUGUUUAACGCAUUACAUUUCUCUUCACGUGGUACUGUUGGGAAGCAGUUAGCUAGAGAAUUAUUAGAAAACUUUCAGUCCCAGUAUGAUGAUAAUUUGUAUUCUAGAAUUGAUAUAACUACUAAUGAUCAUUCAGAAGUUCUUAUUGUAGCGUUUGCUUCACAACCUAUUGACCCUUUAUAUUACUGGUCUACACGCAAUGUUAGUCCAGAUAUUGAUUUGCCGAAUGUUCAAUACAAUCCUGAUUCAUCAUAUCGACAUGGAUCAAUUUUGUUGCCUGGUUCUGCUAUCUCCUUAUUUUCUAUGACACAGAUUAAUGCCAAAUUUGAUCGUGUCGUUAUGAAUUGUUUGGACGGCAUUGGAAUGCAUGGACCGUCACAUUUUCUACAUUCUGGAAGUAGCGGAAAUUCUAGAUGUGUUAAAGAUGAUUAUUCUAGGAAUUUGAUCCAUGAUUGUCCUAGUAGUCGUCAACUCAAUCAGUUUAUUACAGGGAAUGAUCCAGACGAUGAUAUCUAUUCUCCAGCAUUGUUGUACUUCAAAUCUAAUGUUACCGGUAUGGCAAUAACCGCUGUAUCACAGGAAUUCACAGUUGCAAUAUUUACAACAGAUGAUGGCUAUCUAUACAAGUAUGAGCUUCUUGGUCUUCGCAAAGUACAUCUUUUAGGAUCUUUACAACUGGUUACAAAUGGCCAACCAAUAACAAGCCUAGCAUUGGACCACACUGGGACAAUAGCUUUUGCGACAUCAUUUCAAAAGGUUUUUCGCAUUGAGUUAUUCAACUGUUCAGCGUACUUAACAUGUCAGUCAUGUUUAAAGGCUCGUGAUCCUUAUUGUGGUUGGUGUAUAGCAGAAGGUCGUUGUUUACUGUUUCACCAAUGUCCUUUAGCAAUGUCUCAUGUAAAAACACUUAAUGAUCUCAAAAAGAAACGAUCUCCAAACAGGUAUGGUGGUAGCGAAUAUUCCGCAUUGGAUCGAGUUUAUUGGUUACACUAUAAUACCUCUACCAAUAAAUGCCCAGUAAUUAGACAAGUUAGUCCGCCUGGUAUUCAAAUAAGUAUAACCCCAACGGUUACUUAUGCAAAGGAGAACAGUAAAUAUUAUCAGCAAAACAUAAUUCUGAGCUUGGAUUCAUUUCUUUCACAGAACCUCCCUAAUUCUGACUUUCCAGAAGAAUCUCUUUCCAGAAAUCAACCUCAUCAAAUAAAUUCCUUUGACGAUUUCGGGAAUUCCCAUCAUCCAUCAUUGGAUAAAAGUAGUAUUGCUACGAGCUCUCAGUUGUUUUGCAGUUUUCGAGAAGCACCAACAUCAGUUCUUCAAAUGGAAUCCUUGAUCUCUGGAACUAUUUCUAAUUUUGAUUUAAAUAAAAUUUUGUUGAAUGUUACACGUACACCACUUCUCACUAGAACUGUUGCCAAGUUGUUUUACUCGUCUGGAAAACCUAUAGAAGCUCACUGCUUGUCUCCAGCCACAACACGAUUACCUCAACUUAAGGAUGAUAAAGCUUCUGUACCUUUGUUAUUAUGGUUAGAAAAAGUAAGAACAACUGAUGUAGAUCCUGAUAAUGUUGGUGCACUUGCACCUGCUUUAUUUGCUGUUUAUAAUUGUUCUCAACUUAAAGAUUGUCAGUCUUGUACACGAAGUCGUUUUGUAUGCGCUUGGUGUUUAUUUGAAGAUCAAUGUGUCCCCGUUUUUCCAACAUUAUCACCAGAUGGACAAAUAACAAAUAGUGUGUGUAAAGAUUCUUCUCAUCUUUACUCUAAAUCUUAUGAACAAAUUAAUCCUCCAUUUGGUAUUAUUCCUCCUGGUCAUGCUGACGACUGUCCAAGUUUCAAGGGAUCUCCCCAAAGAAUCACAUUGACUAGUGGUUCAUCGCUUACUGUUAACUUCUAUGUUUCGAAUGUUCAGAAACAACAAAUUGUUGGAUUUAGUUGCUCAGAAAACUGUACAAAUCAACACGUUCGUGCUUCAUUUAACCCAUCUAAUUCAACCGUGUUCUGUCAUAUAGAAGUGAUGAAUCUGACCGAACACUUAAGUACUCGUCUGCUAAGUAACAAUGAUAUCCAACGAUCACAUGAUACAGCUGUAAUUUGUGGCUUAGAUCUUUAUUGGCACGGAUUGAACAGUCGUGAUGCAAAAGGCCAUCGUAUGGUUAACGAAGAUCAAGUUCAAGUGGAGGUUUAUGCAUGCGAAUGGUUGGCCGAAUACUGUGAUGAAUGUUUAGAUCUUCCUCCCCGAUUUGGUUGUGGCUGGUGUGUUUAUGCUCAGGAAAAUAUCCAUAUUAAUGACUAUGAGAAUAAAAGCAUACUAAAUGAAGGCAAAUGUCGUACUCAGAAUUCAUGCGUUACACGUAAAUAUUUCAAUGGUUCUGCAGCUGUACGUCAGCAUUCUUUUCGUCCGGGUGAUGUCUGCCCAGAUCCUGAAAUCCUAACUCUUUCCCCAACUAAUGCCACUUUGACAGGACAACCGAUACUUACUAUUACUGGUAGAAAUCUGGGUCGUAGUGUAUCUGAUAUAGUAGAUGUCUUUUUGGAUCUUCAAUCGAAAAUUCAAUGUAUUGUUUUAUCGGAAACAUAUCAACGUUCACAUAAAUUUAUGUGUAAGCUUGUUACAGCACCUCAUUUAUCACUUCCUGUUUCUGGCAAAUUAAAGGUUGUGAUAAGCAAUAAACGAUAUGAAGCAUUUUCACCUGUUUUUCACUUCGCUGUUCCUCAUUUAAUACAUGCCACACCUCACCGUGGACCUAAAGCAGGUGGAACAAGAUUAUAUUUAUCAGGUACUAACCUAAACAUUGGGAGGCAACGCGCUGUUUAUUUAUAUCUCCCAACAAUCAGUGGGACAAGUGAUGAAUCUUAUCAAGAUAGGUUUUCAGAAUCUGAUGUUCAUGUGAAAUGUGAAAUAGAACAAGAAUCUGAAACAUUAAUUGUUUGUUUAACUACUCCAUUACUUAAAGAAACAAUGAAUACAAUGAGAAAUAAAAAACAAUUUAAACGGCAUUCAUCAUUUGUAAACUCUUACUAUGAUGACAAUAAUAAGACAUCAAUAACACCAGAAACAACAACGAUAAUAGAAGAUGAACAUCAUAUAUCAUUAUCAUUAGUUAUAAUGCAUGAUAUGACUUUAACUUAUCUAUCACAUUCAUUUUCAUUUAUCUAUACACCGAAUCCAUCUAUACUGGAAGUUCAACGACAAAGCGUUUUGGUUGGAGGUGGAACUACCGUACGAGUUCUUGGAUCUUUUUUAUUUGUAGUUCAAGACCCUAGAUUAGUCUUUUAUUUCAAUGGUUCCGAGUAUAGCAUGAGUUGCCUUGUUUCUUCAAAUGGACAAUUAGAUUGUUUCAGUCCUUCUCUUGGGAUGUUUCAAGAUACUCAUUUGGUCAAGGAUAUGAAUGAUAAACACAUAUAUACAAGUGAAAAACUUGAUAAUCUCUCUAGUACUAGUGUUUGGACAAAUAGAAAACAAUAUAUUACAUCUUGUUUGCCGAUUUCUCAACCACUGGUGUUGUCUCAAUUGAAAUCAAACCGCGAGUUUUAUAAUUCUGCCUUUACAUCUAAUCCACCUAAUUGGCCAAUUGAUGUACCAUAUGGUUUUAUUAUGGAUGGUGUACAUCAACUUCGCAUAUUUGGUCUCAUUAAAGUGUAUCAAGAUCCUAUUGUAAUUCCAUUUCCUGAUGGUAUUCGUGUGGAAAAUCUUGAUGAUUAUCUAACAGAUGAUUUAAUAAACGAUCAGCAUAUUGAACUUAAUACUUAUCAACGUCAAAUAUCUAACCAAUCGUUGGAACUUUCAUCUCAAUCAAUUUCAUUGACAAAUACCCAUACAUUAUUCAAUCACAUAGAUUAUUCAAAUGUUAGACAAUUAAUUCGAAUUCAUGGCCAUUUUGAUGCUCUUAUCAAUGCUCCAGAACUAGCUAAAUCGGAUGAAUUAGUUGUAAGAAUAGGCGAUUCAUUAAUUUGUGAAGUUAAUUCCAUUAUAUUGACAGAAAUACGUUGUGAUUUAGAUAGAAAAAUGAUUCAUAAACAUCAAGAUUAUCCUGUUGAAGUUCAAUUUGGACGUUUUCUUAUUUAUCGUCCUGGUUCUGUUCGUUUUGUUGCUUUACGUCAAGCAGCGUUACGCAGUCAAAUUAUCAUGAUAUUUAUUGGUCUUCUUCUAAUUUUAAUUUUUGUUUGUCUGAUUGGAUUUAUAAUUUGGCGACGUUUUAUGCAACAUCAAAGAAAUUAUCAAGCUAAACUUGAUGAAAAAUACGCUGAACAUGAAAAUCGUGUUGUUCGUAUAUUUAAAGAAGAUUUCAUGGAAUUACAAACAAGUAUGCAAGAAUUUUCUCAAGAAGUGAAAAAGCAUAAUCUCCCUUAUCGAGAUUAUAAAACAUUCUGCCUGUUUUCGUUAUUUCCUGAAUAUCAUUGUGAAUUAAUGAAUCCAAUCGAUCCACAUUUAUCGGCUCCAUUAAUAAUUAAAACUGAUAUAACAAUUAAACCAUUGAAUAGUGCAAUUGUACCACGACAUCCAUUGUUGUCACCUUUCACAGUGCAUGUUCGAGCGCAUGAUGAUGCAACCAAAGGAAUCUCGUUAUUUCACGCACUCUUGUGCAAUCGUCACUUUUUAUACCUUUUAAUUCAUUUGAUUGAAGAAGAUAAAUAUAUAAUGGCUAAAGAUAAAUCUCGUAUUGCUUCUCUACUCUGUGCAGCUUUACAACCGAAAAUGGAUUAUUUGACAAGUGUUAUGUUUGAUUUAAUGACCGAUCUUUUGUACCAACUUCGUCUUCAAGGAGAUGCUCGUUUAGCUACUGCUUUUCGACGAGCUGAAACAAUUGUCGAUAAAAUCCUAUCUAACUGGUUAACAUUCCUAUUGUAUAAGUUUAUUAAAAAUAGCGUCGGUGAAAAUUUAUUUUAUUUUUACCGAGCUCUUCUACAACAAAUAAAUAUGGGUCCACGUGAUGCUAUAACUGGGAAAGCUAGAUAUACAUUAGACAGUUUUUCAUUACUUCAAACAGAAAUGACUGGAAAGCAGAUUACACUCUGUGUUGAAGAUCCUGAGCAAUUAUUUGGUUUAUCUACUUCAUAUAUUUCUGUAAAAGUGCUUGAUUGUGAUACAAUAACUCAGGCCAAGGAGAAAAUUUUAGAUGGAAUCUAUAAAAAUAAGCCAUAUUCAAAACAAAUUAAAUCUACACAAUUAGAUUUAAAGAGAUUAGAUGAACAACGAGUUAUCGCACAAAACCCUGAAAAUGAAUUAUUUACUGGUCAAACUUUAACGGAUUGGGACGUAAAGAUUCGUUCGAAUUCAUCAAAUUCCACUGAUCAUGACAAGUUACCAUUCCGAUUGAACUGUAUUGCAGAUUAUCAUCUCAAAGACAAUGCACAUGUUGCACUGGUUACUUGCGAAUUUACUAAAUCCAAUCAUAGUCAAUCCAUAUCGAAUGCAUUACAAUCUAAUGCUUUUCAACCUCAAUCAACAGUAGCUCAAAAUUCAUGCUUUCCCGUGGAUGAAUUUGUUCAUAUACCUCCUAUGUCUCGUCCGUUACCACCAAUCUCUCCUACUGGUACUACAAAGUCAGUCAAAAAUAAUACUGACCAGCUAACAAGUAUCACAAACCCUUUACUUAAUGGUCAUAUCAGCAGUGAUCAAUUAUAUUUGUCGAAAUUUUCUACUCCAUCUGAUGAACCUUUUUGUUUUCGUCCAGUCGGAACUCCUGAUCCUAAACUUUGGUAUCAUAUAGAGUGGACAGGCAACCAUAAUGACAAUAUCAUGAAUCCUAGUGGAACCAUCAAGAAAUCCAUUAAACGUCUAGAUAAAAGAUCUGAUAAAUUAGAGCGUUUGUUAUGCACAUGCAUUCAUAAAGUUGACGAUUCCCAUGCAAAUAAUUCUUUCGGUAAUAAAGGCGAUAUUUCUUCACGUGAUUUAAAUCAAAAUGAAGUGACCAAAAUGUGUUCAGAAUGUACAACACGUCACCCUCUUUUAUCACCUUCUGAGGUAAAUUCUUUAAAGAACCAUGCUACCUUACUAUCGGUCAAUAAAUCAAAACGCUUUAAAAAGGGGAAGAAACAUCAUCACAAUCGCCUGAAUUAUAGGAGGGAUACAUCAGAACUUUCAGUUUUCAAAGGUGAAAAAAAUGCAUUAAUGCCAUCUGAAACUUCGAGAAGUUUGGAUCAUCUUAUGGAAACGUUACCAAAAGAAGUGUUCUUUAAUCGUCUUUUGUUAACACGCUUAUCUGUCACAAAAUAUAUGGAUAAAUUAUUCGAAGUCAUGUUCAGCAGCGUUGUACAGUCGCAUAGUUUACCAGCUCCAAUUAAAUAUCUUUUUGAUUUUUUGGAUGAUAAAGCAAUUAAACUAGGCGUACACGAUUCGAAAAUAAUUCAUGCUUGGAAAUCUAACUGUAUACAGAUGCGUUUCUGGAAUCAAUUUAUUACCAAUUUGGAUUAUAUAUUUGAUGUUCCCUUAUUACGUAAUACUGCAUUAGAACGUUCGUUUCAUGCAUUCAGUCAUGCUAUGACCUAUGCAUGUGCACCAAAUAAAGAAAAAAUAACUAAGGAUUCGUCUUGUGUAAAACUGCUUUUUGCUCCAGAUAUUUCUGUAAGUCUAAGAUAAAUUUUAUGAUAAGUAUUGAUUUGUACGCGAAAAAAUGAGACAAGCUUUUUAAGUAUAAAUAUUGCAUGUCUUAUAUAAGUAUGACCUUCUUUUUGCUAUGACAUUAAUGUUCAUUGAUAACUUUAGCUUUUUCAAUUAUAAUUCAUUCUUUUGAUCAGCAACAUGAUAAUUAAUUUCUGGAUGUGAUGUGUUACAAAACUGAACCCUAUAUAAAUAGGAAAAGCAUGAGAUUGAAUUAGCAGGUUUUUUGCGGCUGGACACUACCCCAAGGCGUUGCACACUGUCGCCAAAAUUCUACCUGGCCCUCCAUGGUUCUUUAGUGCAAAUCAUUGCUUGAUGAAACAACCCAUUUCUAAAAGGCGUAAUGUUUCAAGUUUUGUAUUUGAUAUUUUUCACUGCUUCUGGUAAUAGUUAUGGUUUUGUGAACGUACUUUUAUUCAUGAGUUUGUUAUUAGUCCCACACAACAUACAAGUAAAUAUUUAAUUUACUGAAAAAGAAAUCCGUUUGUAAUAAUGUUUAAUUAAUAUGUUAAAAUUAAAUUAUAGGGGUAAAUAUUGAAGAAAAUGUGGAAAGGUGAGAUAAUGAAGUGUAAAUUAUGGCGAUAAAACUUCGUUCUCAGUUUGCUUACAAUCUUCCUUAAAUCUUUAAAUGAAUCAAUCAGAAGAAAUAUAAACAGACUGUACAAAACGUAGAUGAAAAUCUCUUGAUAGUCUGCGAUUAUAGGGUCUUCUGUUUUAUACGUUCAAUAUAUGUAACACAAUUUUAGUAUUUUUAUACUAAAACACAAACUUUACUCAUUACAAAACUUGAAGAACUCUCACUGUAAUUAACAAAAUUGUACAAGUUAAUAAUUCAGUACCUAAUGUUUUAUUUGCCUGUUAAUACAUCAGAUUACAAUGAAUUAGUUGAUUAAUAUUAAAUUGGGAAGCUUGUUUUGUGUACUUGCUGACUGACUAACCUUAAUUUAUUAUGGAUAUAUCUGUAAGGAGUCUCUUAAAGGUAAUUGGUUUUUACGAUUAACAUUUAGAGUUACUUCUCUUUUUCACUCUUUAGAAAUGUUAUUAUUUUUUCGAUUAAUCUGUCUAUAUUCUUAAAUAGAAUUUAUCUCAGUAUUAAAUUAUGAAACUCAAUUGUAAACUAUCAUUUAUUUUUUUCUCUCUUUUCCAUUUAGCAACAAUGGGAUAGAGUGCAUAAUUACUAUCGUGAAAUUAAAGCUUUACCUACAGUUGAACAAGAAACAAUGAAUAAUCUGCUACGACAACAUUCUCAGAAUCAUUCUACAGAUUUCAAUGUUUCUUGGGCAGUUUUUGAAUUGUACACAAAAUAUGUUAGAAAUUAUCAAGAUGUGCUCAUAGCUCAUUUACAACAAGAUGCCAUCACUCGAUCAUACAGUAAUUAUAAAAUUUCAGAGCAAAACCCUUUUGAAAAAUCUUUUAUGUCUACAAAUACAGAAUGGAAUCCUGUGCAAAUUAUUCAAAUCCUUAUUGAAAUUAAACGAUGUUUAGAUAAUGUACAAACUAUUCAAACAUCAAGCAAUGAUAAAUUUCAUCAUUAUUAUCAUCAAAAUACAAUGCAUCCAAAUAUUAAUUCAUUUUUACCAAGUUCUAAAAUAGUUGGUGAUGUUUCUGUUCCAUAUGGUUCAACAACUGCAAUUUUCCGCCCUUCUUGUGCUACUACUACUACUACUAAUGUUGAUGUUGGUAAUUUUUCUCAACUUUCUUCUGCUCCAAGUCAAACUGCAACUGAUUGUUUAGAUACACUUCGUUCAUAUAACACAUUAACUACAGAAUUUGCUGGUGAUGAAACUAGUCGAUCUGCGCAUCAUUAUUAUUAUCAUCAUCAUUAUUAUCAUUAUCAUCCGAAUGAUGCACAAAUUAAUGAUAAUAAUAAUAAUAAUAAUAACACAUCACCGAAUAAACCGGCUGAUUUGUCUGCUCAUUCAACAGCUAUCAGUACAAAUGAUAUAUAUGCAGACAGUAUUUCUAAAUAUAAAGAUCCAUUAACCUAAAGAAAAAUAUCUUUCUACACAUAUACACUAGGUAAAAUUAGUUUUAAACUCCACUACUUUAUUAAUCUAUUUAUAAUAAUUUGUAGGUAAUGUUUUAUAGUCUUUUUUUCUAAUGGAACAUAAAUCCAUUAUUAUCAUUCAAUGAAAUAGAAUUCAGUUUGUUUAUAAACUGGUUGGUUAGUUGGUUUGGAUUAAAUCAGAAUGUUUUGUUAUGAAUUUAUUUUCCUCCUUCUACACAAUCCGAUUAUUAUUAUUAUUAUUACUAUUCAUUUUUAUUUUACUUUAGGCCAUUCUGACUUGUACUGUUCCAUUGUUUAACACUAUCCAUAAAUUGUGCAAGAGUUAAUUAUUUCAGGCAAAUCACUUAACAAUUACAUUCAUUUGUACACUUUAACCAGUUAUAGUUAUUUUCUGUGUAUAGAUUUCAUUACUGCCUUGUUUUGUUCUGCUUUAUGUUAAGAGUUAUUUUCAUUUAGAAUCAAUAAAUAAAAGAUGGAUAAAUUUUGUACUAUGAUGCAUUUAUUCUUGUUUAGAACUUAUAGUCUCUUAAUUCCUUGGAUUGUAGUAUAUUAGACAAGCUCUUUUUCUUCAUAGGCUUAUGCGUACUUACUAUCAGCGUGUUAUUGUUGCCGGUGAUGAUUUGUAUUUGUUUAUUUUCGUUUUCUUAGUUCUCAUGUUUUCCUCCAUUUGUGUCGUUUUAUUAUCUAAGAUAUACCCUUUUUAUUUGAAUUCGUUUAUUUAUUUACUGUUUCUUGUGAAUAAUUAGCUGCCGUUAAUGUAUUCUCGCACCGUCCCCGCGCUACAAAGUUUACAUUUCGCAAAACUCUGGGUUGGUUUGCUUCAAAAAAUGUAGUCUCGAUUUUUUUCUACACUGUUUUUCCUUUUUUGGUGAUAAACUGUUUUAAUGAUGAAAAUUCCCCCAGGUUCUUCUUUCUUAUUUUCUUAUCCAUCACUCUUACUGUUACCAAGAUAAAAAUGUUACAACUGAAUUUGAAAUCGUGUUAUGGUUUAAAUAUUAUUAUUACCCACUGAAUUGCCCUUUUAUUUAAUCCCGAAUUAAAAUAUGGCUUACAAUUAUGAACUUACAUAUGAUACUAAAUAGAAAUGUGAUUAAUUGUGUUGUCUAACUUUUUUCCUUUGUUAAAACGUGCCUUUGGGAAUGUUUAUUAAACUGUUGUGUCUAUUCUCCUUGGCUAGUAUUAAUUACAAUUAGUUUGCAUGAAUCCUAUAAUGACUAGUUAUUUACAAACAUUACUACAAAAUUUCUAAAAGUUUUGAUUAUAGUUGACCAUAUAUAAACUUAUCUAACUGAUUACCUAACUACUGCUCAUUGUACCAUUGACUUAGAGCUAUCACACGUAUAUAGUAUGGCGACUGAAAAUAUUACG